AUGCCCACCACCGAAAACACCCAGAGCAACAAGAUAGAAACUCGCCUCUUUAUCAACAAUGAAUUCGUCGAAUCCAUAGAAGGCGAAAAGUUCGACGUUUUCAACCCUUAUAAUGAGGAGAAGGUAGCCAGUGUAUACGAAGCACUCUCUGGAGACGUCGACAAGGCGGUCGACGCUGCAGAAGCUGCUUUGCCUGCUUGGUCAGAAUUGGGAGCAUUUGCCCGAUCGGCUUAUUACUACAAAUUGGCAGAUUUGUUGGAGGCCGCAGGUCCCGAGUUGGCAGAGUUGGAGACAAAGGAGACUGGGAAGGUUGCGUCGAUGUAUAUGGAGCAUGUUAUGGGUGCUUUGGCUCUGAGACAAUUUGCUGGCCUUGCUUUGGACGUACAAGGUGGUACUUCUUUGGCCACUCCUGGGCACGUCAAUAUGGUCAUCCGCCAGCCGUAUGGUGUCUGUGGUGCAAUUGUGCCAUGGAAUAUCCCUGUUCUCGCUGUGGUCAUGAAGAUGUGUCCGGCACUGGUUACUGGAAAUACACUUGUGGUCAAGUCGUCUGAGAAGUCACCGCUUACCGCUCUCGUGCUGGCUAGAUUGGUCAAAGAGGCUGGCUUCCCACCCGGUGUCUUCAAUGUUCUAAGCGGAUUUGGAAAUCCUUGUGGAGCAGCCAUGGCCUCGCAUAUGAAGAUCCGCAAGAUUGGGUUUACUGGAUCUGGUCGCACUGGUCGGUUGAUCAAAGAGGCUGCUGCCAAGUCCAAUCUCAAAAGAGUGUCUCUGGAGCUGGGUGGCAAGUCACCUCUUGUCAUCUUUGACGACGCUGAUCUGGACAAGGCGAUCCCUGCUGCUGCACUGAGUAUCCUGUACAUGGCCGGACAGGUCUGCAUUGCAUCGUCAAGACUCUACGUCCAUGCGUCGAUUGCAGAUGCUUUUCAAGAGAAGCUUGUCGAGACCAUCAAAGCCAUGUCUGCCAACUCACCUGAAGGCAUCGAUCCUCUCUCUCCCGAAGCCAAGCACGCUCCUCAGGUCGACAAGGCGCAAUUCAACAACAUCCUGAAGUACCUCGAGCUGGCCAAAGAGAGCGGCGGCAAGAUCGUCCUGGGAGGUAAGAAGCAAACGGACAAGGGCUAUUUCAUCGAGCCAACGGUCAUCCGCGACCCGGACCACGACAGCCGCAUCUCCAAGGAAGAAAUCUUCGGUCCAGUACUCUGCUUCAAUACCUUUGAAGACGAGGACGAAGUCAUGCAGAAGGCCAAUGAUAGCGAAUAUGGUCUAUUCGCUAGCGUGUAUACUCAAGACAUAUCCAGAGCUUUGCGUGUCGCGAAGAAGUUUGAGAGUGGUAUGGUGGGCGUCAAUACGACUUCACCCAUGUCGACUGCUCUUGACAUGCCUUUUAGUGGUUGGAAGGCCUCGGGUGAUGGAGUUGAUCUCAGCAAGGCGGCUCUUGACAUUUGGACACAGACCAAGACCAUCUACAUCAAGAUUUGA
Molecule: messenger RNA, 1476 nt
Organism: Aureobasidium pullulans EXF-150
Lineage: Eukaryota; Fungi; Ascomycota; Dothideomycetes; Dothideales; Saccotheciaceae
Product: aldehyde dehydrogenase
Exons: 2
Coding region: 1-1476 (491 amino acids)
Molecular function (GO): aldehyde dehydrogenase (NAD+) activity
Source: RefSeq, a predicted model, not a curated record